UAAGAAAGAACUUCUUCAGACGGUGCAAUGUGUGAUCCUGUUAGAGGCAAUGGCUCUAGCCAAAGAGGUGCGGUUAGUAAGAAAAAAAGGCCUUAUAUUCAUAGAUAUUGGUCGUGGGCCGAUAUAAUAAGAGCGUCAACAGUUAUGAUAGUGCACUUUUUGUGUCUCUUGGCACCGUUUAACUACAAAUGGGAAGCUUUGCGGUUUGGUUUCGUGCUCUACGCCUUGACUUCACUCAGCAUCACCUUCUCCUACCACAGGAACUUGGCUCAUCGGAGCUUUAAACUCCCCAAAUGGCUCGAGUACCCUUCAGCUUAUUUUGCUGUUUUUGCUCUUCAGGGUGAUCCGUUGGAUUGGGUGAGCAUACAUCGGUUCCAUCACCAGUUCACAGAUUCAGAUCGCGACCCACACAGCCCAAUCGAAGGAUUUUGGUUCAGUCAUGUGUGGUGGAUAUGUGACACUCACUAUAUCAAAUAUAAGUGUGGAGGACGUAACAACGUGAUGGACUUGAAGCAGCAGUGGUUCUAUUGGUUUCUACGAAUGACAAUUGGUUUCCACGUCUUAAUGUUUUGGGUCGGCCUCUAUCUCUAUGGUGGUUUACCCUACCUUACAUGCGGCGGGGGCGUAGGAGGUGUGAUAGGGUACCACGUGACAUGGCUAGUAAACUCAGCAUGCCAUAUUUGGGGUUCGAGGUCGUGGAAGACUAAAGAUACAUCUCGUAACGUUUGGUGGCUAAGCAUAUUUACGAUGGGAGAGAGUUGGCACAACAACCACCACGCGUUUGAGUCAUCGGCGAGGCAAGGAUUGGAGUGGUGGCAAAUAGAUAUCACUUGGUAUCUCAUUAGGCUGCUUGAGGUUCUCGGAUUAGCCACUGACGUCAAGUUGCCCUCUGAAUUCCAGAAACAUAAAUUGGCUCUCUGACUUGUCGUUGAUUUCAAUAUCUGAAAAAUAUAUCAUCAUCUCCAUGCAGAGUUUAUUUAUAUAAACAAAAGUAACCUAAGUUGAACUAUGUAAGAGAACAUAAUAUAGUAAGAGAGCUUUAUAAUUAUAUAUA
Molecule: messenger RNA, 1054 nt
Organism: Capsella rubella
Lineage: Eukaryota; Viridiplantae; Streptophyta; Magnoliopsida; Brassicales; Brassicaceae
Product: delta-9 desaturase-like 5 protein
Exons: 5
Coding region: 28-921 (297 amino acids)
Biological process (GO): lipid metabolic process
Cellular component (GO): endoplasmic reticulum membrane
Molecular function (GO): oxidoreductase activity, acting on paired donors, with oxidation of a pair of donors resulting in the reduction of molecular oxygen to two molecules of water
Source: RefSeq, a predicted model, not a curated record